GGCCGGGCAGCCCGGAGGAAAGGGUCCUUGUCACCUCAGAGGAGGGAGGUGCGCGGUGGCCGCUCGGUUCAUGUUUUUAGCCCGCUUCUUGGUAAAGAUGGCAGCUAACAACGCAGUGCUGAACAGACUGGAGCAGAAGGGUGCAGAGGCUGAUCAAGUUAUUGAAUACCUCAAGCAACAAGUUGCUCUGCUCAAGGAGAAAGCAAUGUCAACUCCAGUCUUACAGGCAUCUCUCCGAGAAGAGAAGAAACUCCGUGUGGAAAAUGCUAAACUGAAGAAAGAAAUUGAAGAACUGAAACAGGAGCUGAUUCAGGCAGAAAUUCGAAAUGGAGUUAAACAGAUCUCGGUUCCUUCUGGUACAGUGGUUUGUACAGCUUCAGAUGAUGUUCCACAACCUACAGCCAUUGCAUCAGCUCCUGGUUCCAAAGAUCAAAUUAAAGGUGAAAAUGAAGAAAAGAAAAAGAAGGAAAAAGUAGAAAAAAAAGGUGAAAAGAAGGAGAAGAAACAACAGCCAGCUGGUGGAAGUAGUGAUGCCAGACCUGUAGAUGUUUCUUGUCUGGAUCUUCGUGUUGGCUGCAUUAUUACUGCCAAAAAACAUCCAGAUGCAGACACGCUGUAUGUUGAAGAAGUGGAUGUUGGUGAAGCAAGCCCAAGAACUGUUGUCAGCGGUUUAGUGAAACAUGUUCCUCUGGAUCAGAUGCAGAAUCGAAUGGCAAUACUACUCUGUAACUUGAAGCCUGCAAAGAUGAGAGGAGUAGUAUCCCAAGCAAUGGUGAUGUGUGCCAGCUCCCCAGACAAAGUGGAAAUUCUUGCUCCCCCUCCUGGGGCAGUACCUGGAGACAGAAUCACUUUUGAAGGAUUUUCUGGAGAUCCUGAGAAGGAACUUAAUCCCAAGAAGAAGAUUUGGGAGCAAAUCCAACCUGAUCUUCAUACCAAUGACCAAUGUGUUGCUACGUACAAAGGAGUUCCAUUUGAAGUGAAAGGGAAAGGAGUCUGCAGGGCAGAGACCAUGGCAAACAGUGGAAUUAAAUAAAUUAAUGGUUAUUAGAAGCUUCUUCAGAUGUUGAAAUGGAAAGUAAUGCAAGCGCAAUAAAACCAUGAAUGUAUCACACCUCUGAAA
This is a messenger RNA of Calypte anna (Anna's hummingbird), 1120 nucleotides long. It is a transcript of the gene AIMP1, whose product is annotated as aminoacyl tRNA synthetase complex interacting multifunctional protein 1. The transcript has 7 exons. The coding region runs from base 71 to 1033 and encodes 320 amino acids. NCBI's taxonomy places the organism in Eukaryota, Metazoa, Chordata, Aves, Apodiformes, Trochilidae. The record is from RefSeq and is a predicted model, not a curated record. Gene Ontology annotation, molecular function: tRNA binding.